AUAUAUACUGCUUGUGUGGGAGAAGUUUCUUCUCCCCACGCAAAAUAGGGCGGCGAGGCGACGUCGCCUAGUGUUUCUACCUGCGUGGGGAGAAGAAACCGAGGUUUCCUUCUCCCGACGACGCUCGGUUUCUUUUCCCCACGACGUCGCCGAGGCUUCUUCUCCUCGCGCGGAUGAGAAGUCACCGACGAUGUCGAGGCCUCAUUGCCUCAGACGAGGAGGAGGCGACAUCUCAUCUGCGGCAUCCGGCGAGGGAGGGCGGCGACCGAUCGGUAUCGUCGAGGGAGAGCGGCACAAUGACCUGUGUCAUGCGUGCUAAUGGUUGAAUUUACUGCAAAAAAAUGAAUGGUCAGUAUAGUUGUGUCUCCUUUCCUUGUGUUUGUAUGGGAGAACAUGCUGGAGUUAUGAAGUAUAAGAUCUAUUUGCUCGAGGUGCCUUUGUUCAUGCUUCAACUAUUGAUCUAUUUGUCAUCAAACCUUUCCUGCAUGGUGUCCUUGAUCUGCAUAGACAUUCUACCAUGCAAUUGUUUCUUAUAGAAGUGAAUUUUCUGUUUUAUGACCUGUAGUUGCAUAAGGGAUGUUUUCUAUUUUGCAUGAUCUUUUUCCUUUUUUCUGAGAUAUAUUAUUGCUUGAUAUUUCUGUUAAUGGCAUUUGUUUCUCUCAGGUAUAUGUGCACAGAAAAUUGAUGAUAGUUGAUGAUCAAGUUGCAUUGGUUGGUUCAGCUAAUAUAAAUGAUAGAAGCUUGCUAGGAUCAAGAGAUUCCAAGAUUUAUUUGACUUUCUAUACUUAAAAAAAAAUAAUGUUUAGAGAAAAAUGCUAGUGAUAUUAUGUUACCUAGAUUGUCCUAAUUCUGUAACUUUACUAUUUUCAUUGAGAACAUGCCUUGAACAAUUUUUUUAGUUUUAAUCAACAAUGUACUUUUCUUGUGGUAAUGUAUGAUGAAUACUCUGUAGUUUGUUUCUUGUUCAUGUUCAUAUAAUUCGAGUAGUAAAAGAUGAAUGUUUAAUAGAUUGUUGUUUGUUCUGUUUUACCUUUUGCAUGGUGGCUCUUGAAGGACAAACAUAAUUUACCUAUUGCUAGUAGGUUUAUUUUCCAUUAAAAAUUAGUAGCUUUAUUUCUAUGAUGUGAUUGAUGGAUGUCAUAUGAUUUGGAGGCAUUCCUAUUGCUAGUAGGUUAUGCUGAAACUUUCCCCUUCUUGUAGAGUACCAGCAGACAGCAGUAAGUUAUACAAAAAUGUAUAAUAAAAGAUAAUUAUGCCAUGGAUGUCCAUGAUGUUGAGCUUUAUGUUUAAGUGGGUUUCAGGCAUCCAACUGUCAAAAAUGAUGUUGCUGGAGCUUGUUUCAGUUAGUCGGAUCGAUGUGCUUAUAGAAGAUAAAGAAUUUGUUGAAUCACUUAUGGAUGGACAAUCAUGGAAAGCUGGAAAUUUUUCUCGUAGUCUUCGCCUCUCACUGUGGCUGGAACACCUGGGUCCCGUGUUGGACAGAUCAAUCAGAUUCAGGAUCCUGUCGCCGAUGCAACAUACAGGGACAUCCGGAUGGCGACUGCUAAGACUAACACCACGAUCUACCGUGAUGUCUUUUCAUGUGUCCCCAAUGAUCCUAUCCACUCCAGGUACUAUUUUAUGCUUCAGCUUUCCUAUUAUAUUUCAUGCUACUUUCUUUUGGACAACAUCAAAUAUCUUCAGAUCUGCUUUCCGGCAAAGCACCAACUACUGCAAGGAGAAAAUUGGGCAUACAACCAUCGAUUUAGGAAUUGCUCUCGAGAAGCUGGAGGCCUAUCAGAAUGGAGACAUCAAAAACACGGAUCCAAUGGAGAGAGUACAGUCAGUGAGAGGUCACCUUGUUUCUUUUCCUUUGGAUUUUGCACAUGUGCAACGAGGAUCUGAGGCCGGGUUUCAUCAAAGGUGAAUUCUAAGCAUCUCGAGUGUUCCACUAAGCAGUAUAUGUUUGUAAAAUUGAAGGUUGUGCACAUGCAUUAUUACACAACCACAUUGAUGUUAAUGAACAUGUCAAGCAUUUGUAACAAUAUAAAAGAAUAAAAAAGGUGAGGCUCCUUGAAGGAGCAAAACAUAA
Molecule: messenger RNA, 2071 nt
Organism: Musa acuminata AAA Group (dessert banana)
Lineage: Eukaryota; Viridiplantae; Streptophyta; Magnoliopsida; Zingiberales; Musaceae
Product: phospholipase D zeta 1-like
Exons: 4
Coding region: 1253-1906 (217 amino acids)
Source: RefSeq, a predicted model, not a curated record